Messenger RNA from Malaclemys terrapin pileata, 2691 nucleotides. RefSeq lists its product as uncharacterized. Lineage: Eukaryota; Metazoa; Chordata; Testudines; Emydidae. Bases 1558 to 2691 code for a protein of 377 amino acids. The record is from RefSeq and is a predicted model, not a curated record. The transcript has 2 exons.
GAUUUCUUACUGCUGCAUAUUUUUGAGGAGGACUUGUUGGUAAAAUAUAAAUGAAAUAGCACAAUGACCUGCAUCUGCACAAUAACAAAACUAAAUGACGAAGUGAUAAAAGUAAUUCAGGGAAUCGCAGCAGCAGAUAAGACAAAUUGGUGAAAUUCUGUGAGACUUUAUGCAGCCAGAUACACUGAUAAGGGAUUCUUUGGUUCUAUAAACUAUUUCACUGAAUGAAGUAUCAGGGGGUAGCCAUGUUAGUCUGGAUCUGUAAAAAGUGACAAAGAGUCCUGAGGCACCUUAUAGACUAACAGCCGGAUUGGAGCAUAACCUUUCAUGAGUGAAUGCCCAGUUCAUCAUCUCACGAAGUGGGUAUUCACCCACGAUAGCUUAUGCUCCAAUAUAAUUGAAUCAAGUCUCCUACAGCACCUCCAUCUCUGCUCCUCCUCCUGCCUCUGUGUUUCCCAGAGCUGCUGCAGGGACUGACCCGCACCCAGGCUCUCGCUCCUAUUAGCACUUGCAGGGACCAAUCCAACUACGGGAGAGUGAGCGGCCAUGGGAGCAGGAAAGUGACCAAGUCUCCCUGCCAGAGGGUUGGGGAAGGGAGAAGAAAGGGAGAGUGAAGAGACUGAAAGGGAUUAAGGAGAAAUGUGGGGAAAGCAGUGCCCAGCUCUUUUCUCCUGCAUCACCCUUGAGUAGAUUGCUCCUGAGCUCUGGGUAAAUAUCCCCCUAUGUCCAGGGUCUCCCAGAUCCCCCUGACUCCCCAGGGAAUGAACAUAGGGGUCUCCUUCCUGCCAGGUGUGAUUACAAGCAGCUGUAGGCAUUACCCUCAUGCCAGGAUUUGAGACAGACAGCACAGCUUGGGAAUAUGCCUCUGUAUAUACAGUUCAGUGUGACAAUCACCACCCCAGGAGGUGUUUGUUCUCUACUCCUGCUGGAUGGGCACAGAAUGGGGCAACAAAAGGCUUGUCAGUUUCUGCGGCUGCACAUUCCUUAACUUAGGACAGUAUGAAAUGAAGAAAAUGGAGAUUGAAUUAAAGGGAAAUCUACAAAUAAAAUUUCCAGACCCUGUUGCUUAUUGAAAGAAAUGACUCAAUAGCCCAGUUACAUGUUUUAUUAACACGAACAAAUAAAUCCAAGAGCACACAUCACUAAGGCUAAAUGACUAUAGACACCACUCAGGCCUGGUCUACACUAUGGGUUUAGGUCGACUUUAGCAGCGUUAAAUCGAAUUAAGCCUGGACACGUCCACACGACGAAGCCCUUUCUUUCGACUUAAAGGGUCCUUUAAACUGGUUUCUUUACACCACCUCUGACGAGGGGAUUAGCAAUAAAACCGGCCUUUGCGGGUCGGAAUUGGGGUAGUGUGGACGGAAUUCGACAUUAUUGGCCUCUGGGAGCUAUCCCACAGUGCUUCAUUGUGACUGCUCUGGACAGCACUCUCAACUCAGAUGCACUGACCAGGUAGACAGGAAAAGACCUGUGAACAUUUGAAUUUCAUUUCCUGUUUGCUCAGCAUGGAGAGCACAGGUGACCACACAGAGCUCAUCAGCACAGGUAACCGUGAUGGAGUCCCAGGAUCGCAAAAGAGCUCCAGCAUGGACCGAACGGGAGGUACGGGAUCUGCUCGCCAUAUGGGGAGAUGAAUCAGUGCUAGCUGAACUCCGUAGCAGUAAAAGAAAUGGCAAAGUAUUAGAAAAGGUCUCCAAGGCCAUGAAGGACCGAGGCCAUAACAGGGACACACUGCAGUGCCGCGUGAAAAUUAAGGAGCUACGGCAACCUUACCACAAAGCCAGAGAAGCAAAUGGAAGGUCCGGGGCAGAGCCACAAACUUGCCGCUUCUACGCGGAGCUGCAUGCCAUUCUAGGGGGUGCAGCCACCACUACCCCAACCCUGUGCUAUGACUCUCUCACUGGAGAAACACACAGGGAAGACGGUUUGGGGAACGAGGAAGAUGAGGAUGGAAGUACUGUAGGUAGCUCACAGCAGCAAGGAAGCGGAGAAACCAGUUUCCCCAACAGCCAGGAUCUGUUUGUUACCCUGGACCUGGAACCAGUAACCCCCGAACUCACCCAAGACCCUCAGGGCACACAGGAGACCUCUGCUGCAAAUGUUUCUCCUUCGCAGAGGCUAGUGAACAUUAGAAAGAGAAAACGUAGGACGAGGGACGAUAUGUUCACAGAACUGCAGAUGUCCUCCCACGCUGAUAGAGCACAGCAGAAUGCGUGGAGGCAGUCAAUGUCGGACAUGAGAGAAGCACAAUAUGAACGAGAGGAGAGGUGGCGGAAUGAAUGGCGGGCUGAAAAGAGCAAGUGGCGGGCUGAAGACGAUAGGUGGCGUCAGCUUGCAGACAGACGGCAAGAGUCAAUGCUCCGUCUGCUGGAGCAUCAAACUGAUAUGCUUGAGCGUAUGGUUGAGCUGCAGGAAAGGCAGCAGGAGCAGAGACCGCUGCUACAGCCCCUGUUUAACCAACAGCCCUCCUCCCGAAGUUCCAUAGCCUCCUCACCAAGACGCCCAAGAACACCGUGGGGGGGCCUCCGUCCACCAGUCACUGCACCCCAGAUGAUCGCCCAAGCAUCAGAAGGCUGGCCUUCAAUAAGACUUAACGUUUUAAAAUGCAGUGUGUCCUUUUUCAUCCCUCCUCCCCCACCCAUCCCAGGCUACCUUGGCAAUUAUCCCCCUACUUCUGUGAGGAACUAA